Molecule: messenger RNA, 693 nt
Organism: Pyricularia pennisetigena
Lineage: Eukaryota; Fungi; Ascomycota; Sordariomycetes; Magnaporthales; Pyriculariaceae
Exons: 1
Coding region: 1-693 (230 amino acids)
Source: RefSeq, a predicted model, not a curated record
AUGCGCUUCACUGCUGCUGCUGUCAUCCUGGCCGGCUCUGCCGCUGCCCACACCACCCCUGCCGGCUCGACCGUCUACAGCACCGCCUACGAGACCGUCACCUCGUGCGCUCCUACCGUCACCAACUGCCCGGCCUCGUCGACCGUCGUCAGCUCCAGCGUUGCCACCCUGACGCCCUCGACUGUCUACACCACCUCGGUCAAGACCAUCACCUCGUGCGCUCCCACCGUCACCAACUGCCCCGGCAAGCCCUACGUCGUGACCCAGACCAUCCCCGUCUCCACCACCCUCUGCCCGGUUACUGAGACCAAGAGCUACGGCAACGGCACCGCUGUCGUUCCCCCCACCGGCAAGACCGGCACUGCCCCCGUCGGCAAGCCCACCGGCAGCACUCUCGUCCCCGUGCAGCCCCCUACCACUGGUGUUCUCAGCAAGCCUCCCCCGGCUGCCUGCCCCACCAAGUCGGUUGAGACCAUCACCUCGGCCGUCACCAUCGUGACCUCGACCGUCAUUUACAAGACCCACGACGUUCCCUGCCCGACCGGCGGUAACGUCCCCCCUACCGGUGGUGUCCCCACUGGAACUGGCAACGUUCCCCUGCCCCCCAAGACCACCACCCCGGCCACUGCUGGUGCCGCCACCUUCGGUGCUUCGGCCGUCCUGGCUGCCGCCGCUCUCGCCCUCCUGGCUUAA